Lipotes vexillifer (Yangtze River dolphin) is the source of this 1980-nucleotide messenger RNA. It is a transcript of the gene TBX19, whose product is annotated as T-box transcription factor 19. Gene Ontology annotation, cellular component: nucleus; chromatin. The transcript is spliced from 8 exons. Lineage: Eukaryota; Metazoa; Chordata; Mammalia; Artiodactyla; Lipotidae. The coding region runs from base 56 to 1390 and encodes 444 amino acids. Gene Ontology annotation, molecular function: DNA-binding transcription factor activity, RNA polymerase II-specific; RNA polymerase II cis-regulatory region sequence-specific DNA binding. The record is from RefSeq and is a predicted model, not a curated record. Gene Ontology annotation, biological process: heart morphogenesis; cell fate specification; regulation of transcription by RNA polymerase II.
GAAGCAGGCAAAGUAGGUAACGUUUCUCAGCAAAGUUUGAGAGGAGCCUGUGGCCAUGAGUGAGCUGGGCACACAGAAGACCAGCGAUGGCACCGUCUCUCGCCUGCUCAAUGUGGUGGAAAGUGAGCUUCAGGCAGGGAGGGAAAAAGGCGACCCUACGGAGAAACAACUUCAGAUCAUUCUGGAGGAUGCCCCUCUCUGGCAGAGGUUCAAGGAAGUCACUAAUGAAAUGAUCGUGACCAAGAACGGCAGACGGAUGUUCCCGGUCCUAAAGAUUAGCGUCACGGGGCUGGACCCCAAUGCCAUGUACUCGCUCUUGCUGGACUUUGUCCCAACGGACAGUCACCGCUGGAAGUACGUCAAUGGGGAAUGGGUGCCCGCGGGCAAGCCAGAGGUCUCCAGCCACAGCUGUGUCUACAUCCACCCGGACUCCCCCAACUUUGGGGCCCACUGGAUGAAGGCACCCAUCUCCUUCAGCAAAGUGAAACUGACCAACAAGCUCAAUGGAGGUGGGCAGAUAAUGUUGAAUUCUCUGCAUAAAUAUGAACCCCAGGUUCACAUAGUGCGUGUUGGAGGUGCCCAUCGAAUGGUGAUGAACUGCUCCUUCCCUGAAACCCAGUUCAUAGCUGUGACUGCCUAUCAGAACGAGGAGAUAACAGCUCUCAAAAUCAAGUACAACCCUUUUGCCAAAGCCUUCUUGGAUGCUAAGGAAAGGAACCACCUCAAAGACGUUCCGGAAGCUAUGUCUGAGAGCCAGCAUGUGGCCUAUUCUCACUUGGGAGGCUGGAUCUUUGCCAAUCCGGAUGGAGUAUGCACAGCAGGAAAUGCCAAUUACCAGUAUGCUACUCCUUUGCCUCUGUCUGCUCCCCACACCCAUCAUGGCUGUGAGCACUAUUCUGGCCUCCGAGGACACCACCGGCAGGCUCCAUACCCUUCUGCGUACAUGCACAGAAACCAUUCUCCCUCAGUGAAUUUGAUAGAAAGCUCCAGCAAUAAUCUGCAAGUUUUCUCUGGAGCUGACAGCUGGACUUCCUUACCCUCCACACCCCACGCCAGCAUCCUGUCUGUACCUCACACCAGCGGACCGAUCAAUCCAGGGCCUAGUCCCUACCCGUGCCUGUGGACCAUCAGUAACGGUGGCGGGAGCCCUUCCGGGUCGGGCUCGGAGGUGCACGCCGGCUCCCCGGGAGCGUUUCUCCUGGGUAAUCCAGCUGUGACUUCGCCCCUCUCCACCCAGGCUCCUGCUUCGGCUGGUGUGGAGGUUCUGGGGGAGCCCUCGCUGACCAGCAUCGCUGUGUCUACCUGGACAGCAGUGACCUCGCAUCCCUUCUCAGGCUGUGGUAGCCUGGGUGGGGGUGGGCGCCAGUCUCCCUCCUCACUGGAUAGUUAAGCAGGAUCCUAGGAAAGUUGUCAGCAGAGAACCUGCUAGGUGUAGAGCUCUUAGAAGUCUCACCUACUAAUCCCAGUGAGUCAGACUGCAGAGUCUCCCCACCCAGUGAAUGGGGUUAUACCAGAAGCCUACAGGGAGAUGGUUUAGUUUGGAUAAUGCUAAUUUUGUCACCUGCAUCUCUCCACCAUUUACUUUUUGUGCUCCCAUUUUCUCUGCAACUUAUCUGUGCUAUGCUUAGGCAACAAAAGUUCGUUGAGUAUUUUCCUUGCGCCCUGCCCCUUACUGUCAAGUGAUUCUAGAAGGCUGUCCUUCUUGUUCUGUGGAGGUGAUGCAAGGCUGUUAAGUGAGCUCAACAUUUACUUAGCCUAAGGCCACUGCUUUGGAGCUUUGUGCAGCCCUGAAAGUAUGUGUGGCCACAGAGCUUCUGCUUUGAGACCAAGAAAGGGUGUAAGUCCCUGGAGUGAAGUUAACAGAAAUAGAGCUAAUCACAUAUUACAGCAUAGAGAAUUGAGGAAAUGAGAUCAUAUCGCUCCCUGGCUUCGAAACCUUCGAUGGCUCACCAUUGCCUACAGAUUGAAGUCGAUCUCCUC